Messenger RNA from Cynoglossus semilaevis (tongue sole), 2538 nucleotides. RefSeq names its product cytochrome P450 2B6-like. The transcript is spliced from 18 exons. Gene Ontology annotation, biological process: xenobiotic metabolic process. NCBI's taxonomy places the organism in Eukaryota, Metazoa, Chordata, Actinopteri, Pleuronectiformes, Cynoglossidae. The coding region runs from base 16 to 2538 and encodes 840 amino acids. Gene Ontology annotation, cellular component: intracellular membrane-bounded organelle; cytoplasm. The record is from RefSeq and is a predicted model, not a curated record. Gene Ontology annotation, molecular function: oxidoreductase activity, acting on paired donors, with incorporation or reduction of molecular oxygen, reduced flavin or flavoprotein as one donor, and incorporation of one atom of oxygen; heme binding; iron ion binding.
ACAGUGUGACUCAGCAUGUACAAAGGUUGUUUGUGUUUGCAACUAAAGAGCAGAAGCAGAAGGACUCAGUGGAACGACAACCACCACCACGUCACCAUGUUGGCCUCCUUGGCUAUGCUCUUUGUGGCUGUGUUGCUGCUUCUGUUCCUCCUCCAGGGUCAGAGGGGUGAGAAAUUCCCCCCAGGACCCAGGGUCAUCCCCAUCUUUGGAAAUGUGCUGCAGCUCAACCUGAAGAGUCCCAUCAAAGAUCUGGAGAGGUUGACUAAGAAAUAUGGCAAAGUCUACAGCAUCUUCUUUGGGUCAAGACCUCUGGUUGUUGUCAACGGUCUAGAGGCCUUUAAAGAAACCCUUGUCAGCAAAGCUUUCGAUUUCUGCGGAAAACCACAGGACAUCAUGUUCAAUUAUGCCUUCCAGGUCCAAGCUCAUGCUCCAGGAGUGGUUCUGGCAGAUUACUCCCCAAUCUGGAAGGAGCAGCGCCGCUUCAGUCUAAUGACCCUGAGGAACUUUGGUCUGGGCAAACAGUCCAUGGAGCAGAGGAUCCUGGCAGAGAUCAGUCACGUCACAAAGGUUCUGGAAGAGAACGCUGGUGGGACCAUGGAUCCACAUCUGCUCUUCCACAAUGCCGCUUCCUGCAUCAUCUGCCAGGUUCUGUUUGGCAAACACUUUGAGUACGAGGAUGAGUUCCUGAAGUUUUCUGUUGAGCUUUUCCACGUGACCUCCAAGAUCCUGAACGGACCCUGGGGAAUAAUUUAUGACGCUGUGAUCCAUGAAUCUCAGAGAGUAGCCAACACAGUUCCACUCAGUGUCUUCCAUGAAACGUCUAAAGACACAGAGCUCAUGGGAUAUUUCAUUCCUAAGGGAACCAUGAUCAUCCCAAACCUGGGCACAGCCCUCAAUGAGGACGGACAGUGGAAAUUCCCCCAUGAAUUCAACCCUGAAAACUUCCUCAAUGACAAGGGGGAGUUCUUCAAACCUGAUGCCUUCCUGCCCUUCUCUGCAGGUCCUCGCAUGUGUCUUGGAGAAGGUCUGGCUCGUAUGGAGCUGUUCCUCAUCAUGACCACUCUGCUGAGGAAGUUUGACUUUAUCUGGCCUGAAGAAGAUGGAAAACCCGACUUCACUCCAGUCUAUGGAGUCACACUCACACCUAAACCGUACCGCAUGAAGAUCCAACUCAGGUUCAAAUGUCGGAGGCCCACGAACUUUCCUCCAGGACCUGCUGCUCUUCCUCUGCUGGGGAACCUUUUAAACCUGAACCUGGCGAACCCACUGGAAGACUUUGAAAAGCUGAGGAAAACCUAUGGAGACAUCUACAGCUUAUUCCUUGGCCCCAAACCAGCUGUAAUGCUGUGUGGGACAAAAGUCAUCAAGGAGGCUCUGGUCAACAAGGGGGCAGACUUUUCUGGACGACCCCAAGAUCUGCUUUUCAAUGAUGUCACUGGAAGGAAAGGAGUGAUUCUGGCAGACCACGGAAAAGUUUGGAGGGACCAUCGACGCUUUGCACUUAUGACCAUGAGGAAUUUUGGCCUGGGUAAGAAUUCCAUGGAAGAGAGAAUCCACACUGAGCUGCAACACACCAUUGAAGAACUGGAACAAAACAACGGUAAAAUCCUGAGUCCUCAGCACAUGUUCCAUAACAUUUCCUCCAACAUCAUCUGUCAGGUUCUGUUUGGAAAACGCUACAACUAUGGUGACAAUUUCAUCAAAGAGAUUGUUCGGUGUUUUACAAAAAUUGGAAAACUGGCUAAUGGACCGUGGCAAACGUGUCUCUUGUGUUUCCAGACCGUGCACGAUCUUGUCUCUGCCUUGGUGAACCAGCACAAGAAGAUCAGAGUUCCUGGAGAACCAAAGGACUAUGUGGACUGUUAUCUGGAUGAACUGGACAAGGUUGAUAAAGGCUCAGAGUUUUCAGAAGACUUUCUCAAAGGUAAUCUCCUGGAUCUCCACUUUGCUGGGACAGACACCACCUCUAACACUUUGCUCACUGGGUUCCUCCAGCUCCUGGCCAACCCUCAUGUCCAAGAACGUUGUCAACAGGAAAUAGACACAGUGCUGUGUGGGAAAGGUCAGGUGACUUUUGAAGACAGACACGACAUGCCCUACAUGCAGGCUGUGAUCCAUGAAUCUCAGAGAGUAGCCAACACAGUUCCACUCAGUGUCUUCCAUGAAACGUCUAAAGACACAGAGCUCAUGGGAUAUUUCAUUCCUAAGGGAACCAUGAUCAUCCCAAACCUGGGCACAGCCCUCAAUGAGGACGGACAGUGGAAAUUCCCCCAUGAAUUCAACCCUGAAAACUUCCUCAAUGACAAGGGGGAGUUCUUCAAACCUGAUGCCUUCCUGCCCUUCUCUGCAGGUCCUCGCAUGUGUCUUGGAGAAGGUCUGGCUCGUAUGGAGCUGUUCCUCAUCAUGACCACUCUGCUGAGGAAGUUUGACUUUAUCUGGCCUGAAGAAGAUGGAAAACCCGACUUCACUCCAGUCUAUGGAGUCACACUCACACCUAAACCGUACCGCAUGAAGGUCCAACUCAGGGCAACACAGUAA